Carcharodon carcharias (great white shark) is the source of this 2136-nucleotide messenger RNA. Its product is annotated as sodium- and chloride-dependent neutral and basic amino acid transporter B(0+)-like. Gene Ontology annotation, biological process: sodium ion transmembrane transport. The record is from RefSeq and is a predicted model, not a curated record. Bases 124 to 2136 code for a protein of 670 amino acids. Gene Ontology annotation, molecular function: L-proline transmembrane transporter activity. NCBI's taxonomy places the organism in Eukaryota, Metazoa, Chordata, Chondrichthyes, Lamniformes, Lamnidae. Gene Ontology annotation, cellular component: membrane. The transcript is spliced from 16 exons.
ACACCUGGCCUCCUCUCCCUUCUGCCCCUCUCUUCCUCCUCCGAGGACGUGCCACCAUUGGAGAGAAGUGAUGAGAAUGUGGAGCGAGGCAACUGGUCUUCGAAGACUGAAUACUUACUCGCAAUGAUUGGUUAUGCAGUGGGUCUGGGUAACAUCUGCCGAUUUCCUUUCCUGGCUUACAAAAAUGGAGGAGGUGCGUUUCUUAUUCCCUACACACUCAUUCUGGCACUCACUGGAAUACCAAUGUUCUUCUUGGAAACUUCCUUUGGACAGUUUGCUAGCCUCGGACCUGUUGCAGUGUGGAAAGCCAUGCCAAUCUUACAAGGUGUUGGGUAUGCUAUGGUCCUUGCAUCAACAUUUGCCACUAUCACCUACAACUGCAUCCUCGCCUACAGCCUGUACUACUUGUUUGCUUCCUUCCAAUCCCCCCUGCCAUGGGCAGACUGCUUCAGUUGGUGGGGUGCAGAUGAAACAUGCAGCAGGACUUCCAAAGAUCCACUCUGCAAUCUCACUCUGGAUGAUGGGUAUUUUGAAAUCGUUAAUAUAACAUGGCUGCAUGCAAACAAUGAAACUUGUCCAAAUGGAUCAGAAAUCAACAUUCCUCACCAGAGCCCAAGUGAGCAAUACUGGGAUAAAGUGGUUUUACGCCGUACCAGUUCAAUGGAUGAGAUUGGGGAGAUAGUCUGGCAUUUAGCCCUCUGUCUGCUUUUAGCCCGGCUAAUGGUUGGUGCAGCAUUAUCAAAAGGAAUCAAAUCUUCAGGAAAGGUGGUUUAUUUCACUGUAACAUUCCCUUAUGUGGUUCUGACCAUACUCCUGAUCCGAGGUGUUACCCUGGAGGGAGCUGAUAAAGGAAUUGAAUUCUACAUUGGAAGCCAGUCAGACUUCUCCAAACUGGCUGAUGCUGAGGUUUGGAAAGAUGCUGCAACACAAAUUUUCUUUUCUAUUGCCAUAUCUAUGGGAGGUUUAACAGCACUAUCAUCCUACAACAAAUUCCACAACAACUGUUGCAGAGAUACCAUCAUUGUGUGCACUGUUAAUUGUGCUACGAGUGUGUUUGCUGGAUUUGUCAUCUUCUCCAUCCUUGGACACAUGGCACACGUACAGGAUGUUCCUGUUUCAGAGGUUGUACAGUCAGGUAUUGGUCUGGCUUUCAUUGCCUAUCCAGAGGCCCUUGCACAGUUGCCACUGGCACCUUUUUGGUCCACUUUAUUUUUCUUCAUGCUCAUCACUCUGGGACUCGACAGUCAGUUCUCAAGUUUGGAAACAAUUUUAACAGCCUUGCUGGAUCAGUUCCCCAUGUUUCUACGAUCAAAACGCCUUUAUCUGACAACUGGCAUUUGCUUGUUAUUUUAUUUGCUUGGCCUUUUAUAUGUAACAGAGGCUGGGAUUUACUGGAUAAGUUUAAUUGAUCAUUACUGCAUUGGAUUGGGUCUCAUUCUAACAGCUCUGCUGGAGCUCAUUGGUCUAAGCUGGAUCUAUGGGGUAAACAGAUUCAUCAAGGACAUUGAGAUGAUGAUUGGGGAAAGGAAUUGGCUCUUCUGGCUGUGGUGGAGAGUGUGUUGGGGUUUUAUCUCUCCGUGUUUGCUGGCAGCAAUCUUUGUUUGGUCCUUAGCAACAUUUACCCCACCAAUAUAUGGAUCUGUUGAGUACCCUGUCUGGGCAACAAUACUUGGCUGGUGUAUGACAAUCUUUUGUAUUAUGUGGAUCCCCAUUGUCGCAAUUGUGAAAAUUGCUCAAGCUAAAGGCUCCACCUUGGGUCAGGCUGCAGUGGCUGGACAGGUGGCACUCUUGUGUACCAUGGCUGAAGAUGCUGCCAAAGUCAUAGUGAAAGAGGAGUUAGUUGAGAUGCUGGAUGUGUUAGAAAUUAUUAAAAAUGAGUCUAGCUCUCAAGGCUUCACCACAUCAUUGCACCACUUGAAUUGUCCUGCCUGUUACUGGACAUUAGCUCAUCUCUUGACUUCUGUAAAAUUUCUGCCGCUUGUGCAUCAGCUCCUGAUUGGGGUCCAUACUUGGAACAACACAGACGGGAAAGAUACAGAAACAGGCCUGAUUCUACAGAAGCCCCUAAGCAAGUGCAACUUCUGGCUACUCCUGAGAUGUGAAAAUUUAAGGGAACAUUUUUCGUUCAGUUUGUAA